UUCUCUGAAAAUGUUUGUCAUAUUUUCUUUUCUCUUGAUGAUCGCAGUGGACUGUGUCAUAAAUGAUCAGAACUUUGAGAUCAAGUCUGUUGAUGUGGAACAAAAUGUGACUUUUACGUGUCCUUGUGAGUUUGGGUACAGAAAGAAUACGUAUUGGAUCAGAAUCAUUUCUGGUCACCAGCCUGAAUUCUUGGGAGCAACAACUGGCUUUGAAUCAACUGGAGUUAAUCACAUUCCUCGUUUUACAACCAGACAAGUACCUGGAACUUUCAUUCUGAACAUUAAUCACACUGAGAUGACUGACACUGGACUUUACUACUGCAUCGAUACCAACUGGGAUAACAUAACAUUCUUGAGGGGUUUUUUUCUCAAAGUUCAAGGACCCAAAUCGUCCAUCUCUGACGUCGUUCAACCUCCUUCGUCUGCUGCGGUCCAUCCAGGAGAGUCGGUGUCUCUGCAGUGUUCGGUCCUCUCUGACUCUGAGAAGAAAACAUGUUCAGAAGAUUACAGAGUUCACUGGUUCAGAGCAGGAUUAGAUCAGUCUCACCCCAGUUUGAUUUAUACUCAUGGAGACAAUGCAGAGUGUGGAAACUCUUCACAGAAAUGUUUCUAUAACUUCUCUAAGAAGGUCAGUGUCUCUGAUGCUGGUACUUAUUACUGUGCUGUGGCUGCAUGUGGAGAGGUCAUGAUUGGAAAUGGAGCAAAACUGGACAUUAAAGAUUGGAAUCACACAGAAAUAGCGCUCAGUGUUGCUUUGGCUGCAAGUGUGACUGUUUCAGUCUUUCUCAUUUGGACCAUUAAGAAGAAGAAAUUCAACAGUGGUAAUGCAGAUGGUGAACCACACAGCAGUGAUCAGCAGAGAGAUGAAGCUUCAUUGAUCUAUUCUGCACCAACCUUCAGCAGGAGAACAGUCACCAAAGCAGGAACAGGAAACACACCCUCAGAUCAGAAAGAGAUGAUCUACACUGAUGUGCGAGUUCACAACUGAUUCUAAAUUCACUGAUGCAAUCUGUUAAUUCAGAAUGAUCCCUUUUUAUUUCUUUCAUUUUUUUGCUGAUGACACCUGAUUAGAAAUGUCUACUUUCCGGGGGGUGCAAGUAACUAAUUACCUCCACUCACAUUUCUGCACUCAAGUAGUAUUUUGACUUUCUUGAGCUACUUUUGCUAAGGGCUCAUACCUAAAUACAUUAUUCACUAUGUCAUUACUUUUACUGAUACCAAAAUAAGCAAAGCUGAAGAAGGAGGCACACUUGUCUCAGACGGAAACACUGAUGUUUGUUUUCACCACUGAAUAGAAAUUUACACUCUCAAUCUGCUGGACGGUGACCUGAACUGCUUUUCCUGGACACUUGAUUCCAAAUUUAGUUUUAAAGUUGUAACUGAGGAGUACUUCUUUAUAGUUGUGCUUCAAGGAUUUCUAUUUUCUCGUCUUCGCGUUUGCAUAGUGUUUACACCAUGUAAUCUACUUCAUUCAGUCUUGAUGGAGUACAGCUGAAAUGUAAAUUGACAUUUCGUUUGAAAUGCUUUUUUUUUUUUAACCAAGAGUUCAAAUGGUGUGAAAGGCAGAAUUGUGGAACCAUUGCUAAAUGCUGUACUUUCAUUAAUAAUGCACACUUUACAUUAAUGCCACUGCUAUGCUCCAUUUACAUUCAUAUUUGUUCAGUCUCUGUUUCUGCAUAUUUGGAGUUCUGAGAUGAAACAUCAUCCUGGAUGGUCUCAAACACCAGUUCCAGUUCAGUUUGCUGGGAUCCUUUAAGAAGGUCAUGCAGGAACCCUCCCCACAGUAAGAAUCACUUGCUCUCAGACCACAUAAAGCUGCUGGUUUCUAACAGCAGAAGCUCACCCUACAUCCUGAUCAUGUGAUCACUGCACACAGACACACAUACCCAGAGACCAGCCUCUUCCUGAUGACCACACUGUCUAGCCAAUGACAGUGAAGCACAGAAACACACUUCCUGAUGAAGACAAGCUACUUGGAAGCAGUCAGGGCCUGAGGGAAGUGAUAUAUUGUAAAAAAAAAAUCAUAUUUUGACACUUAAUCGGAUCUCUUUCUGCUUGAUUCUUUGGCUGCUGUGUGAACUUUACCUGUGAUCCUAAAGUAAAGCAACUGAAUUUCAUUUGCUGAAUUCUCUUCACCAUUUCACUGCACCCAUCUGAAUACAGGCUCAAGAAAGUGCCAUCUUUCAAUAGAAACAUUUCCAGCUUUCCAUUUACAUUUCUUCAUUUUUCAUUUCUGUUUCUUUCUUUUCUAAAUUAGAACUGUGCUUUGACUGUAUUUCAUCAAUUGAACUGAAGCUUCCAGUGCAAUUAAUACCAUCACGAGUAUCCCCUGAAGAGUACAUCAACAUUAUACUUUCAAAAAUUGAUUGAAAGAAUAGUUGAUUUAAAAUGUAUUUAGAUGAUUGUCUUCAGGCUUGGCACCACCAGCAAUAUUUAACCAUGUUAUAUGUCAUUUCUGAAAUAAAGAAAUAAUAAUUUAACUAUAAAUUGGAUAUCAAAUAGAAUUCAGAGUGUUAUCAUCAAGCAUUUGGUAUUUUUCAUUUUAAUCUAAAUUGGAAUUUAAUAUAGCCUUUAGUGUUUGUGGGAGGGUGCUCAAGAUUUGUUUUUU
Messenger RNA from Salarias fasciatus (jewelled blenny), 2608 nucleotides. RefSeq lists its product as uncharacterized. Lineage: Eukaryota; Metazoa; Chordata; Actinopteri; Blenniiformes; Blenniidae. The record is from RefSeq and is a predicted model, not a curated record. Bases 11 to 988 code for a protein of 325 amino acids. Gene Ontology annotation, biological process: response to bacterium. The transcript has 6 exons.